AUGAAAAGAAGACGUGGUCAAGUCGACUUGGAAGACAAAAUCUUCGUUGAGAGUGACAAGGAGUCUGGAUCAGAAGAGGGUGACAACAAGGUCCUCUGUCUUGAAGAUGACGACGAAGUCAGGGACGAACCCCAAGAAAUAAAUGUAAAACAAGUGGUGAUAGAAAUCAAAAUGGUUAUGAGUUAUAUUGGGUCUUCACCAGGGCCCUUCGAUUACAAAAAGACAGUUUACAACUUCAAAGAGUGGUAUCGUCAUUGGCAAUUGUUUAUUGAGCAUCAGAGCCUAAAUAUCAGUCCCGCAAUUGGUCAUUACCACAAAAGGCUAGUUGGUCAUGAUUUCUACAAAAAUUCGGUCAAAGAGAUGUAUUGGAAAUCGAAUAAAAAUGAGUUAACGAGACUUUGCAAGGUGAUUGACAAGUAUUUGAGGACUCAAUUUUACAGAAUGGUGGAUAUGAAGGAUUACUUGUUAAAUGGUCACAUUGGAACUCUGAGCAGUUACGUGACAUUAAUAAAGCGUUGUGAGUCGAUUGAGCAGAUGUUCCCAAAUGAGAUCAAAGCGGCUGAAGCAAUCUCCUACAGAAGGAACUUAGUGAAUGGAACAAAUCAAAACGCUGCGAUAGAACACCAUAGAAUUUAUGGUGAUGACUGGGUCGUCAUGAUUAUGGCCAGAAGCGUGGAUGUGACCAUGUUUGACAGAGAAACAAUCGCAAGGACUUUUGCUGAGAUUGAGGAAAAGGGAUGGAGAAGGCGGUAUGAAGUUGCCAAGAUUCAUGGGAUGAGAGUAUCGGGAGCUCAAAGCACAAUUGAAGAUCAAUUAAGGAAAUUCGUCAUGGCUAAACUCAGAACUCCUGAUUGGCAUGGCAGAUCUAAUCCUCAAAAUAAGAGAUUCAAAACGCGGGGUAAUUCUAGUUAUCCGAAUGCCAGAAACUAA
Messenger RNA from Candidozyma pseudohaemuli, 930 nucleotides. RefSeq lists its product as uncharacterized. The record is from RefSeq and is a predicted model, not a curated record. Lineage: Eukaryota; Fungi; Ascomycota; Pichiomycetes; Serinales; Metschnikowiaceae. The transcript has a single exon. Bases 1 to 930 code for a protein of 309 amino acids.